AUGACCAAGGGAAGCUCGAGAUGCACGUUUCUGUUGCCCCCACUGCAGGGGAGCUUGGCUGGGGCCAAAGUCACCAGCAAGUCCAAAGUCUCUGAUUUUGAACAAGGCUCCUCUCACCUGCCGCAGCAGCUUAAGUUCACCACCUCCGACUCCUGCGAUCGCAUCAAGGACGAGUUCCAGCUCCUGCAGGCCCAGUACCACAGCUUGAAGUUGGAAUGUGACAAACUCGCCAGUGAGAAAUCAGAGAUGCAGCGUCACUACGUUAUGUAUUAUGAGAUGUCCUACGGGCUGAAUAUAGAAAUGCACAAACAGGCUGAAAUUGUCAAGAGGCUAAAUGGGAUUUGUGCACAGGUUCUGCCCUACCUUUCGCAAGAGCAUCAGCAGCAAGUCCUGGGAGCCAUUGAACGAGCCAAGCAGGUUACGGCGCCAGAACUGAACUCCAUCAUCCGUCAGCAGCUUCAAGCUCACCAGCUGUCGCAGCUCCAAGCCCUCGCUCUGCCUCUGACUCCGCUCCCCGUGGGCCUCCAGCCCCCGUCCCUCCCUGCUGUCAGCACCGGCACCGGGCUCCUCUCGCUCUCGGCCUUGGGCUCCCAGGCUCACCUCUCCAAGGAGGACAAGAACGGGCACGAUGGGGAUGCCCACCAAGACGACGAUGGGGAGAAAUCAGAUUAGAGUGAAUGGGGA
Molecule: messenger RNA, 684 nt
Organism: Chaetura pelagica (chimney swift)
Lineage: Eukaryota; Metazoa; Chordata; Aves; Apodiformes; Apodidae
Gene: TLE5
Product: amino-terminal enhancer of split
Exons: 7
Coding region: 1-672 (223 amino acids)
Biological process (GO): regulation of DNA-templated transcription; negative regulation of canonical Wnt signaling pathway
Cellular component (GO): nucleus; transcription regulator complex
Molecular function (GO): transcription corepressor activity; protein binding
Source: RefSeq, a predicted model, not a curated record